AAGAAAGAAGGUUUAGAAGUUUAUAAGCAGUGUGAUACUUGCGACAACGUAUAUAACGAAACAGCGUUGUUUGAGACACAGAUAUGUCGGGCAGCGGAGCAGACAAUAAUAUGUUCAUUGUAGAUGAACGCGGUCCACCGCCUUCCUAUCCAGGCACACCGACGAGUUUUAUACGCAUAACUCCAUCAGUUGUCAUAGAAGAGCAACUGACAGUAAAUGAAAAGAAUGUACCUGGCACGUUUGUGGAAGUUCCUCAAACAGGGCCUUCUUAUGCCUUACCGAAUUACAUCGACCAUCCAACAAGUGUUCCUCCAGGAGAAAACAUCACCAUUAUUGAGACCAAUACCGUACAUCUGACAAAAACGUCUAAAAAAGUUAGCGCUACCCCCGGUGUUACUUGUGGUGAUAUCAGCGUCCUGCUGCUAUCUAUUGUGGCUUUAAUACUGUUUCUUCCUUUAGGACUACCUGCAGUUGUUCUGUCAGGUCUGGCUAUUGGCCAUCGUCGAGGAAAUAACGGACUUAAGGCAGCCAAGUACACCAAAAUAUCGAUAGCCUUGUCUUUUAUUGGCAUUGGUAUAUUUGCCAUCAUUGCUACCGUUUGCAUCGUCAAGCACGGGACAAGUACGGAUGAUGACUGCGACCAUGAGCGGCACUCAAGUAAUUCCGAAUCCCAUACCGAAGAAUGUGACAUCGUUCCUGAAAACGAUCGAAUUGAUUGUAAUGCUGCCGGAGGAGGAGACGAUACAUGUGAGAAUGUAGCCUGUUGUUAUGAGGAAGUUGAUGAUAUACCAUGGUGUUCUUUCCCAGCUUCCUGUUCUAUCAAAGAGAGCGAUAGACUGUCAUGUGGAUCUGAAAUUGGCAAAUUUGAUGACUGCAGCCAAAGAGGUUGUUGCUGGUUUAAUGGUAAAGAAUCGGAUGAGAAUGAAUGUUUUUUGACAGAUAAGUGCAGUAUCCAAGUAGGCGACCGCAUUGAUUGUAGUUUUGAUACGAUGGAGGACUGUAUUGGUCAGAAAUGCUGUUAUGAUGAUGGACAAAGUUCUCCAUAUUGUUACUACACAGUGGGCUGUGAAGACGACACAUACUAUAAGAAUGGUGAAUGUGUAAACUGCAAUUGUAAUAUUCCUUGUAAUAAAAAUACGGGCGAAUGUUCAAGUAAUUGUACCAAUGGUUAUAUAGGAAUAGACUGUCAACAAGAUGGCGACCCAAUCAUUAACAGCAUUGAGCAGCAUUCCAAGUCAAAUGCUGGACAAGCUACAGGCUUUAAAUGUACAGUACAGGGCAACAUAAUAAAUGCUGAAGAUAUCACUUUAACUAUACUGAAACAGUCAUAUACUUACAUCAAAUCUAAUGAAGGGACACAUCCUGACUAUAUUAUGACUAACACAUUUGAUGGCGUCGUUGUGAGGGAUAAUGAUGUAGUAACGUGUCACGUGGAUGCACCAGCUGGUAAAACCAAGGGCUCAAUUGAAGCUGAGGCAUUUACUCAACCAGUGUUGUCGAACGCCCCUCGGCUGGACGAUAUCGACAUAACCAAGAUAACAGUCACAUGGGAUGCUUGGAACGAUAGCGCUGACUCGGGGGAAGGACCGAUUACAAAGUAUGAAGUUUAUGCUGAGAAUACAUGCUGUUUAAGUGAAGGGAGUGAUCCUCAAACGGGAACAACAUGGUCCAAUCAAUCGGAGUCGGCUGUGAUCAUAUGGAUCUCCGUUCUUUGUGCAGUGCUUGUUAUCAUAGUGUUAAUUCUACUGUUGCUGUUUGCAAGACGUUGCAGCAAAAAGAAGAAGAUGGCAUCACAAACAGAUCUACUUGAUAAUGGUAUUCAAGAGCAUACGUCAUCGACGGCGAUUGAGUACGAGAUACCAGACAACAUGAAAUUGUCAAGUAACCUGAUUAAAGUAGAUCGUUUGGCAGAAUACAUGAAAAUGAUGAAAGAUGCUGAUGGAGAUAAGAACGAUAACCUACGGGAAGAAUUCAAGCGUUUACCUGUUGAUCUAACUGCACCAUGUCAUGUUGGAAAAGCUGAACUCAAUAGAAGCAAAAAUAGGUUCAAGAACGUCAUAGCAUAUGACCAUUCCCGUGUUGUCCUUCAAACCACGGGAAAUGAUCUGGGUUCUGACUAUAUAAACGCAAGUUACAUCGAUGCCCAGUAUGAAUAUUGCUACGAUGUGAUUGUGGAAUAUCUUGAUAUGUUCGCCACGUACUCAAAUUUCGAGAACACAGCACCGAUUUACGAUAUCUGUGGUAGUGCCUAG
Messenger RNA from Saccoglossus kowalevskii, 2252 nucleotides. RefSeq lists its product as uncharacterized. NCBI's taxonomy places the organism in Eukaryota, Metazoa, Hemichordata, Enteropneusta, Harrimaniidae. The record is from RefSeq and is a predicted model, not a curated record.